Molecule: messenger RNA, 1230 nt
Organism: Cyprinus carpio (common carp)
Lineage: Eukaryota; Metazoa; Chordata; Actinopteri; Cypriniformes; Cyprinidae
Product: gastrula zinc finger protein XlCGF49.1-like
Exons: 2
Coding region: 407-1171 (254 amino acids)
Biological process (GO): regulation of transcription by RNA polymerase II
Cellular component (GO): nucleus
Molecular function (GO): DNA-binding transcription factor activity, RNA polymerase II-specific; RNA polymerase II cis-regulatory region sequence-specific DNA binding
Source: RefSeq, a predicted model, not a curated record
GAAUAAUUGUGAUGUCUAGCAGCAGGGUUGCCAGAUCUCACGCUUCCAGGCUCUGUGUCACGCUCUCACGCUGCUCGUAAAUCUCACGCCAGAUUGGCAACCCUGCUUGCGAUAUGAAACAGUCUCAGCUUUCAAGUUUUGUAAGUUUUAAUACGAAAUGUAAACAAUAAAUACAGUUUGGCGCACAUAAUGUGGCGUAAAUCGUAAAAUGUAGCGCUCCAGUUAAAGCCAGAGCCACAGAGUCGCGACAAGCUUUGAUCUCGCCGCGCGGUCACGUGGUUCACGGAGCUCUCCAAACAAACCAGCGUGGACCAUACAUUUGAAUGGGUUCUAGUAAAAUAGACGACAGCUUCACUAUACAAGGAUUUGCAGCAAUGUUUGAUCUGGUCCUUUAUACUGCAUAACAAUGAGCUGCGAUGCUGAAAAGAUUGAGUUUAAUGAAGAGGAAACAGAUGGUACAUGCCAUCAAUGUAGAAAGCGCUUCACAAGCAAAAGAAGUCUCAAAGAACACAUGAGGAUUCACACCGGAGAGAAACCGUUCACGUGCCCUCAGUGUGGAAAGAGUUUCUCACGUAAAGGAGUCUUUAUGAUUCACAUACGGAUUCACACCGGCGAGAAGCCGUUCGUGUGCCAGCAGUGUGGAAAGACUUUCACAAGUCGAGGAACACUUAACACUCACUUAAAGGUUCACAGUAAUGAGAAACCAUUCAAGUGCCCUCAGUGUGAAAAGCACUUUGGACGUAAAGACCACUUCAGUCGUCACAUGAGAGUUCACACGGGAGAUAAUCCAUUCUCUUGUCCUCAUUGUGGAAAAGUAUUUUUAACUAAAGGCAACCUUGAUAGUCACAUACGGAUUCACACCGGAGAGAAGCCGUUCACAUGCGAUCAGUGCGGAAAGAGUUACAAAUGGUCGAAUAGUCUCAGAAUUCAUAAGCUCUUUCACUCCGGAGAAAAGCCUUUCACAUGUGAUCAGUGCCAUAAGAGCUUUGUUCUGGAAUCAGACCUGAAGGCCCACAUGAAAACACACACUAAAGAGAAGCCUUACUUGUGUUAUGUCUGUGGGAAGAGUUUUUCAUGGCUGAUCCGUUUUAAAGACCAUCUGAAAAUACACUCUAGUGUGAAAGAGCAUUGCACUGAUGCACAGAAUAUGACUGAAGAAACAAGAGCUUAAGAGCUCAACGCUGAAUUAUUGCCCCUGCUUCACUUUAUUCUGUCAUUUGGGAUUCGAAA